Naegleria gruberi is the source of this 867-nucleotide messenger RNA. RefSeq lists its product as uncharacterized. Gene Ontology annotation, molecular function: ATP binding; ATP hydrolysis activity; ABC-type transporter activity. The annotation marks the transcript as partial. The transcript has a single exon. Lineage: Eukaryota; Heterolobosea; Eutetramitea; Acrasida; Naegleriidae. The record is from RefSeq and is a predicted model, not a curated record.
AUGGAACCAGGUGACAAAAAGCCUGCAGGUGUUUCCAUUGUCUUUGAUAAGCUUUGUUAUCAUGUGAAUGGCAAAUCAAUCCUUAAUGAUGUGACAGGUGUAAUUCCUCCAUCUAGAUUGACUGCAAUCAUGGGACCUAGUGGUUGUGGUAAGACAACAUUACUUUCCAUUUUGGCAGGAAGAGUUUAUGAAGGUUCAAUCAAUGGUACCAUUAAGAUUAAUAAUACUAUUGAUUCAUUCGCAAAUUUGAAAAAGAUUACAGGAUUUGUUCCACAAAAUGAUAUCAUGCAUCCAAAUUUAACAGUUAAGGAAACUAUUCAUUUUGCAGCCAAGACUAAAUUGGACUUUAGAUUGGCCGCUAAACAAGUAACUUCAAUUAUUAGUAAUGUUAUUGAAACUCUUGGUCUUGGUCAUAUUAAACACUCAAUUAUUGGUGAUGAAAAGCAGAGAGGUAUUUCAGGAGGUCAAAAGAAACGUGUUAACAUUGGUAUUGAAUUGGCAGCUGAUCCAAAAGUUUUGUUUUUGGAUGAACCUACUUCUGGUUUAGAUUCAGUCUCAAGUAAGGAAGUUAUGUUUGCCCUUAAUAGAAUUGCUACUGAACAAAAUGUUACCGUUGCAGCAGUUAUUCACCAGCCUAGAACUGAAAUAUUCGAAAUGUUCCAUAAUGUAAUUUUAUUGGAAACUGGUGGUAGAUUAGUUUAUAAUGGACCAAGCGCAAAUGCAUUGCCAUAUUUUGAAAAGUUAGGUUACAAAGCAGAUGCAAAAGUUAAUCCAGCUGAUUUCAUUCUCGAUGUUACCUCUGGUCAAGUUCAUAAUGAUAACAAAUAUAUUGCCUCAAGUUUAUCUCAAGUUUGGGAGAAACAUAGU